This is a messenger RNA of Gymnodraco acuticeps, 1034 nucleotides long. It is a transcript of the gene taf13, whose product is annotated as TATA-box binding protein associated factor 13. The record is from RefSeq and is a predicted model, not a curated record. The transcript is spliced from 2 exons. Gene Ontology annotation, biological process: transcription by RNA polymerase II. Gene Ontology annotation, cellular component: transcription factor TFIID complex. The coding region runs from base 259 to 633 and encodes 124 amino acids. NCBI's taxonomy places the organism in Eukaryota, Metazoa, Chordata, Actinopteri, Perciformes, Bathydraconidae. Gene Ontology annotation, molecular function: protein heterodimerization activity.
AACCUUAAACUGUAUGUAGCGGUGAGCAGAGAUGACUCCUAAGUAAAAUAACCGCUAGGGGGCAGUACUGUCUACAGCACUCCUCUGUUCUCCCCAAAUAACUUCCAGUUGAAGAAAACCGGAAGAAAUGCACCUGAAAUCUGUCUGUAAACCGCCUUUCAAACAACAGAAGAAGAAAAAACCGGAAGUCAACAGAAAGUCUGUUAUGUUGUGCUCAGUGCUGCGCUGAACUACAAGGUAAAUUAAACACGAAUCAGAAUGGCGGAUGAGGAGGACGAGACUGGCUACGAUGAGGAGAUGGACGACGGGUCCGGCGGAGUGGAUUGCGGCCACGGGAAGAGGAAGAGGCUCUUCUCCAAGGAGCUCCGGUGCAUGAUGUACGGAUUUGGAGACGACCAGAACCCGUAUACUGAGUCUGUGGAUAUUCUGGAGGACUUGGUUAUCGAGUUUGUCACCGAAAUGACCCACAAAGCCAUGUCUAUCGGACGCCAGGGCCGUGUCCAGGUGGAGGACAUCGUUUUUCUAAUUCGGAAGGACCCUCGGAAGUUCGCCCGUGUCAAAGACCUGCUGACCAUGAACGAGGAGCUGAAGAGAGCUCGCAAAGCUUUCGAUGAAGCUAAUUAUGGCUCAUAAACAAAAUGUGGCUGUUACAUUAUUUGUAAUAGCUGUCCUGUGUUCAGACUUGACUUGCUGUCCAAAGUCUGUUUUUUCUGAUCUAACGUUUAUUAUUUCGUAUGGUGGUAUGGCAGAGACAAACAUUGUUGCCUGUUCUCAUAUCUGUCUGGGAUUCUCAAUAAAUAAUUGUUGUUUUAAUAUGUACAGUCAUUAAUGUUAAUAUAUAAGAAUACCCAGAUAAAAUAGCAAAUACAUCCAGAUCAAACGCAUGCAUAGGGGCGUGUUUAUUUAAAAGCAAAUGACGGGAUGAAUAUAUAACAUUACGUUAUAUUAAACAUGCCAGGGGGUCAACAUAGAAAGGAACACAAAUCCUCUCAAUUUUGCUUCAUUUAAAUGAUUGAUUAAAUCUACCAACAUCU